GGGAGGUUUCAGAGGUGAAGAUAAAUAGCGAGGCUCCACGUCGACCCAGCCUUAGUCCGACAAAGCAAAACCAUGGAGUGCAAAGGUGUUUACGUUCUGAUGCUCGUGCUGAUGCUGGUCAACUGCUCGUUUCAGCAGACUCCGCCAAAGAGGAAGCCAGUAAAGAAAGAUAAUGCUGCCAUUGAGGAACUCCAGAAACAAAUUAAUGACAUUGUACAGGAUCUCAACCUGCUGAAGGAAGAACAGGCCUUGCAGAGAGUGUGUUUAAAAGGCACAAAAUUCAACGGCAAGUGUUUCUUGGCCGACUCGGCGAAGAAGUCGUACCACACGGCCAGCGAGGACUGCAACGCCCUAGGCGGCGUCCUGGGCGUCCCGACCUCGGCCGACGAGAACGACCUGUUGAAAGACUACCUCCGCCUCAGCGUGGGCAGGGACGAGCAAGUGUGGCUUGGCAUCAACGACAUGGUGACCGAGGACACUUGGGCGGACCAGACCGGCGGCGGAAUCCAGUUCAAGAACUGGGACACGUCCAACAGCCGCGCCCGGCAGCCGGACGGAGGCCGCUCCCAGAACUGCGCCGUGCUGGCGGUGGCCGGCCAAGGGAAAUGGUCGGAUGAGAACUGCCGUGACGAGAAGGCCUCGGUCUGCCAGUUCAAUGUUGUGUGAUCACGUGUAUGCAAAUGGCUGCUUUCUGUGUACUUCUGCUGCAAUGCCACUUUAUUAUUGUAAAGACGCCUGGUUUAGCAAUUGGGCCCGUUCUGAAUUUGAUCUUUGGAGUCAGCUGCAUAGCCAUAAAUUCCAUCCUUUUGUGUUUAAAACAAAAACCAGAAGAAUUGCAUUCUUGAAAAAAUAAAAAAUGAUAGCUACAUCCAUUGUCAUUUCAAAAUAAUACCACUAGUAAGAAACUCACAUUGUGUAAACCUACAAAAUGUAAUGUGGGUGUAAGAACUAAAUUUAUGUAACCUAAUGAAAUUCCUAAAGUGUGUCUAAAGUUCAUAAGGUGCCUGUUUUAUGCUGCAUUCUGUUUUUUCACUGACAAGUCUCACAUUGAGCCUGAAGAAUAUUCUUGUUUUGCUAAUUUCCAGAUGUUCGAAGUUCAGCUAACGUCUAACCUGAUGUAACCUCUGAACAAACUAAAUAAACUGUAAAAGUGCA
Messenger RNA from Corythoichthys intestinalis (scribbled pipefish), 1155 nucleotides. Its product is annotated as tetranectin-like. Lineage: Eukaryota; Metazoa; Chordata; Actinopteri; Syngnathiformes; Syngnathidae. The record is from RefSeq and is a predicted model, not a curated record. The transcript is spliced from 3 exons. The coding region runs from base 73 to 666 and encodes 197 amino acids.